Molecule: messenger RNA, 7257 nt
Organism: Synchiropus splendidus (mandarinfish)
Lineage: Eukaryota; Metazoa; Chordata; Actinopteri; Syngnathiformes; Callionymidae
Product: voltage-dependent calcium channel subunit alpha-2/delta-1-like
Exons: 39
Coding region: 314-3559 (1081 amino acids)
Cellular component (GO): L-type voltage-gated calcium channel complex
Molecular function (GO): voltage-gated calcium channel activity
Source: RefSeq, a predicted model, not a curated record
GUAGGCGCUCCUUCCUCGAGCUGUGUUGUUAGCAGAUGCUAGUUAGCUUAGCAGCAGCCGGACGGUCCAACUUUCAACGCUCGCGCGCCUCUGACACACGCGCAGCGUCAGGCAGAGCCACUCCUCCCCGGCACACACCCACUCGGUUGGAGCAGAGAAAGCCCACUCCUCGGCGGCCCGGGUGGGGGACACCGACACCAGAGGAGACUUGUUGGUGACGCGCUGUGCUCAGCGGCUGAGAAGCGCCUGGAUUCGCCCGGUCUCUCGCUGCUCUCCUUCUGGACUUGUUCGCGGCGGCAGCAGCAGCAGCAGCAUGGAUUACUCGCUCUACCUCCUGCUGCUCCUCUCCAGCGUCUCCGCCGUGUCCAGCGGCCAGUUCCCCACGGCGCAAAUGAUCAAGGAAUGGGUGGAACAGAUGCAAAACGAGUUGAUCACAUUAACAGACAGUGCCAGUGGAAUGGAGAGCCUGAUACACAUCUACAAGAAGCACAAGGUGCACUUCAGCGUGGAGUCCAACAACGCCAAACUGCUGGUGGCCACCGCAGCAGGGAACAUCGAGAGACUCCUGGCGAACCGCUCCCAAGCCUUGAAGAAACUGGCCAGUGAGGCGGAACGAUUCCAAAUGGACCACGACUGGAGGGAGGACAGCGAGGCGGACAAAAUUGUUUACUACAACUCCAAAGACGAUCUCAAUCAGACGGAGAAGAAGAACCGAUACGUGCCGGAUGACUUCCACGUGGACCCGGAUUUCAAACGGCUGGUUUCCUACAACACCACCGCGGUCCACAUCCCCACAGACAUAUACGAAGGCUCCACCAUCAUUCUGAAUGAGCUGAAUUGGACGGAGGCUCUGGAGGAUGUCUUCAGGAAAAACAAGGAGGAAGAUCCGUCGCUCCUGUGGCAAGUCUUCGGUUCAGCCACCGGAUUGGCUCGCUACUUCCCAGCCUCACCUUGGAUAGACUCCAGCAAGUCGGCCAAUAAGAUUGACCUGUACGACGUGCGCCGCCGGCCGUGGUACAUUCAGGGGGCGGCAUCACCCAAGGACAUGCUGAUCCUGGUGGAUGCGAGUGGAAGCGUGUCGGGACUGACUCUGAAGCUGAUCCGGACGUCCGUGAGCAAGAUGCUGGAGACCCUGUCCGACGACGACUUUGUCAACGUGGUCUAUUUCAACGACAAAGCCACGCACGCCGCCUGUUUCGAGAACCUGGUGCAGGCCAACGUGAGGAACAAGAGGCUCCUGAAGGACGCCGUCCAGGGCAUCACGGCCAAGGGCAUCACCAACUACAAAGGAGGCUUCGAGCUGGCCUUCAAGCAGCUCUUCCAGAGGAACGUGACCAGAGCCAACUGCAACAAGAUCAUCAUGCUCUUCACCGACGGAGGGGAGGAGAGAGCCGAGGAGAUAUUCGCCAAGUACAACCCCAAACAAGCCGUUCGUAUUUUCACUUUCUCCGUGGGCCAGCACAACUACGACAAAGGACCCGUGCAGUGGAUGGCGUGCGCUAACAAAGGCUACUACUAUGAAAUCCCUUCCAUCGGAGCCAUCCGGCUGAACACUCAGGAGUACUUGGACGUCCUGGGCAGACCCAUGGUGAAGGCUGACCGCAAGGCCAAGCAGGUUCAGUGGACCAACGUCUACCAGGACGCACUGGAGCUGGGACUCGUCAUCACUGGGACGUUGCCUGUCUUCAACAAGACCAACACCGGCUCCAAGAAGUCUCAGAACCAGCUGAUCCUGGGCGUCAUGGCCAUCGACGUGUCCCUGGAGGACAUCAAGAGGAUGACGCCGCGCUUCACGUUUGGACCCAAUGGCUACUACUUCGCCAUCGACCCCAACGGAUACGUCCUGCUGCACCCCAACCUGCAGCCCCCGAAGGAGGAGUUUAAUGAGCCUGUAACCCUGGACUUCCUGGACGCCGAGCUGGAGAGUGACGUGAAAGUGGAGAUAAGGAGGAAGAUGAUUGAUGGACUCUUUGGUGAAUACAAGAUUUCGGCGCUGGUCAAAUCCCAAGACGAGCGCUACAUCGACCUGGGACAGAGGACCUACACCUUCGCUCCGGUCAAAGGCACCGACUACAGCCUGGCCUUGGUCCUCCCAGACUACAGCCGCCACUACAUCAGGGCCACCAUCGGCGACACCAUCACUCAGGCCAAAUUUUCUGAAAGCCUGCUCGCUGACAAGUUUGAUGAAUAUGGCUACACGUUCAUCGCGCCCAGAGUCUACUGCAAGGACCUGAAGCCACCGAGCGACGACAAGAACAACACCGAGUUCCUCAUGGAGUUCAACAACUACAUCGACACCAAGACGCCCAACAACCCCAUGUGCAACGUGGAGCUGGUGAACCGCCUGUUACUGGACGCUGGCAUCACCUCCGACCUGAUCAAGAUCUGGAGGGAAAAUGAGUUGCAGCCCGGAGUAGCAGCCAGAUUUGUUGCCACCGACGGAGGGAUCACGCGAGUCUACCCCAAAAGCGCUGGACUCAACUGGAAAGAAGAUUCUGAAACCUACGAGUCGAGUUUCUACAAGCGCAGCCUGGACAAUGACCUGUACAUCUUCACCCCGACGCCGUACACCGUCAAAGAGAACGCCAGUCUCGAGUCCGGUGACGACUCGGUCCUGGUGAGCAAGGCGGUGAACCUCAACAUCAACGAUGUGACGCUGAAGCCAGCGGUGGUGGGUGUGAAGCUGGACAUCAGCGCCUGGAUGGCGAGCUUCAUCAACCUGACUCAGAGGACCAAUUGCAACGAUGAGAUCUGCGGGUGCCAGCGGAACGACAUGUACGUGGACUGUAUCAUCCUGGACGACGGGGGCUUCCUGGUGAUGUCCAACCAAGAUCGAUACAUCGAUCAGAUCGGCCGGUUCUUCGGCGUCAUCGACCCCAUCCUGAUGGUCAACCUGGUCAACUCCUCGCUCUACACCUCCAAGAAGACCUUCGACUACCAGUCGCUGUGUGACCCUCAGAAGGAGAGCAAGGCCGCUGCGGGGCUGCGCUCUGUCUUCGUGCCCACGAUCGGAGAUAUGCUGAGCGUCGGCUGGUGGGCCACGGCGGCGGCCUGGUCCAUGCUGCAGCAGCUCCUGGUCAGCCUCACCCUCCCAAACCUGCUGGACGCAGCGGAAGUGGAGGAUGACGCCUCGGACACCUCCAACAAGGAAGUCUGCAUCACCGAGCAAACGCAGUACUACUUCGAGAGCAGCGCUGUGUCUUUCAGGGGCACGGUGGACUGUGUCAACUGCUCCAGACUCUACCACGCUGAGAAGCUGCCCAAGACCAACCUGGUCUUCGUCAUCGCUGACGCCAAACUCACCUGCUCCUCCUGCGACUCCAAGCCUCUGAUACAGGACGAGCAACAGUCUGAUGGUCCAGAUCCCUGUGAGGUGGCCCAGAACCCACGGUACCGCAAAGGACCCACCGAGUGUUUCGACAACAACGAACACGACGAGGCCUUGUGCCGGCGCAGCGCUGGCUCCCCAUUGGCUCCGUCGCUGCUCAUGUUACUGCUGCCACUGUUCAUGUGCUGUCCAGGGAGGAGGACCCCGACUGUGGCGCGGCGUCCGGACUGAGCCCCUCUCUGUGGCUGAUGACAGCCCUUCAGCUGGCUCUGCUCUGGGUUCUGACCGGCUCCAGACACCACAGCGUCUCGUCGUGACCUCUGAACUGUGACCCCCCCCCACCUCCUUCUUUCUCACUCUGUCCUCAACCAGCAUGCCAACGCUGCCACAGACGACCGGCUCACGAGGAGCGCUCCCAGCCAACAACCCUGGUCUUUUCUGCUUUUCUUUUGUGGGCCAUGUUUGGAAGAAGGGAGUCCUGGAGGAAUGUCCGAACGACUUGGGGUGGAAGGGGCUUGGCGACUCCUCCGGAAUGGCCGCGGAGUCCUGAGAGGGGGUUGGUUUUGGGGCGGGGUGGGGGCUUAACCAGGGAUCAGGUGGAGCAGAGUCGGCGCUUGUCUUUGCAGAUGUGUGGUUUGAAUGAGUUGCAGUGGCUAGUGACUAGGUGUUGAUGUUUGUGCUAGAGAUGCCAUACUAACAGUGCCCCGGUCCUCGCCUGGGCUCAGCGUUAUUUCAUGUAGAUACUGUGUGCGGUGUGAAGUCGCGUCCUGUCCUCCCCGCGCCUGCCUCUCGUGCCAUGUCCACCCUUCCGCUCUGUAGGAACAUGAGGUGUGGUUCGAUGUAUUGUGCUUUCACGAAGGCUGCUCAGACGACGUGAUAAGCAGACGACCCAGGCUCCACCCACUGCGCCGCCCGGCUGCGGCCCACCUGAGACCAGAGCCCUGACAACUGUCCGGCUGGGUCUGAAAGUGAGGAGCGGCCGGGGGACGGGCACUGAGCCACUGACCUCACAUGGUGUGGGUGCAGCCUGGGGUCGGCAGGUGUGUUUCUGACCGUGACUUGUCCCGAUGAAGGAAAACCGUUUGCACUCGAUGAAGGCACUUUCUGGCGGCUCAGCACUCGGAGGUGUAAACACAUCCCCUGGAGGUGUUGCCGUGACGACACUUCCACACAUGCUUUUUUGUCGUCUUCACCUCCAUCUCUUCCGCACCUGGUUCCUCCCUCAUGCUCCUCUGAGUCUGACUGCCGAGUGUCAGUUCCAGUUCACGCCUCUGGGGUCACUUCCUUCCGCAGAAGAGCUGCUCAAUUGACUCAUUUUCAUGAGAAAAAACAUUGGAACAAAAACGUUUUUGGAUCACGUCAUCCAUCCAUCAGAGCGCGUGUCGAACUCAAGGCCCGUGGGCCAAAUCCGACCCACCACUGGAUUUUCCGUGGCCCUGAAAUUGUAGGUCAAAGUUAUAUUAAACUUUUGUCCUGACCCUAAAUGACCUCACCUUUGCUCUCAAACCAAAGAUGAAAAACGAAAUGUGGAGCUCAGGUGUCAAACUCAAGGCUUGGGGUCAAAUAAGGGCCUGCAGGGGCUUGAAAUGCGUCUUGAGUUUGACACCUGUGCUGCGGUGGUUGGUGGAACCUCUAUCCCAGGGAGUCAUUCUGAGAGUCAAACCUCUGAACUAGUGAGCGGCUAAAGGUUUCCCCAAAGAAAAUCGAGUCACACCUGUCAGGUAUUUGUUGCUAGCGUGUUUGAUAACGGUGUUAAAUAAUGGCUGCUUUUGUUGUUUGGUUUUGGAGGAUAACGCGAGCGGAUCCUUUUCAGUUCUUCAGAACCUGCUGUGCAAGUGUCGUCACUGUCUCAGGUCACAUGACCGACUGGUCUGGUCUGCUGGACGGGGACUGAUGCGCGAUUUGGGCUUCAUUCACAGCGUCGGUCGACACCAGGACAAUACUAACACUGGAAACAAACAAAGUGGGAUUCAUGAAACGCAUGUUUGAGUCGUGUGUUUUGGCGAGUUUGUAGCAUCUAGUUUUGCGAGGGCCGAGGAGACCCCAGCAGAACGGUUUGGACCCCCCCUCCGUGUAGUUUCUUAACUCUUCCAGUGGUCUUCAGUGCACUUUAUACCCCUCGAUGUCUUUGACUAUAACCUUCAACAGAUUUUGUGUGUUGAAACUAACGUUGGUAUUUACACUGGUGUCUCACUAACCACUCGGAAUAUCAAGUGCCAUAUAGGACUCUCUGUUAGUCGGGUGGAGAAGCCUAUGAUAUUUAUGCAACGAGACGAGCGUGUGUUCCCCUGCUGCAUGGAUGACACGCCCCCUUCCCCUCAGCUGCCUGUUCUGGAUGUCACCACUGCCUUUCUCUUGGGGAGACAGCAUCUGGGGACGGGGUCGUACCGCCGCGUUUCUCAUUGGAGGCCAAAUUCAGGAAAACAAUGUCUCUCUCUCUCGCGGAUGGAGACAAGCUAGCGGGUCGGUGGGAAAAUCAUGCGAGGAUCCGAUAGAUUUCACGGGAAAAUAGGAGGUCUAGGAGGGUUCUGAAGAGAGGAGUCGCCCCAAUACCGCUCAGAUCAUCGGUCAGUCUUCAGGUUCCAUCGCAGCCUUUCUCCUGCUGAUUCAAGUCUGUAGUGCCCCGUCGUCUCGGAAUAUCGCCGUGCUGUCGCCGAAGAAAAGUCCUCAAGUAGAAUGAACUGAUCGUUCGUGUAGUCAGCUCACCGCCUGGGCAUUUCUGUCACGACAUGAGGCACCUGUGGGGGAUGUGGGGGGUGGGGGCUAAACUUUCGGUAUGUUUACUGGGGAAGACCAAGUGGUCAUAAUCUAUGUAGGCAUCGUCUAACCCUGGGUUUGGCCCUAACCCGGGACGUAACCCAGGUGGAGGGAUGUUACCUGGAUAGUCUGAGAAAAAGGGAGGCAGCCGGACGGUAUUGCGUUCUUAGGCGAGAUAAUGUUGCUGAACUGCAACCUGACCGGCAGCGACGCCCCAUCACAGGUGGCGCUGCUGCACGGUUUUUGUUCUUUCUCGGGGAAGUAGGAAGACCCUCUCUUUGUGAAGCCCGGUCCGGUGACAGAGAGCAGCGGUGUUCUUGGCCCACAGUGGAGCGCCUGGUCCGGAGAGGCCGCGGCUCCCAAGCGUGGAAUCUGAAUCUCGUAUCCGAGGCCCGACGUUCCACCCAUGACAGGACUAUUAAAACCACGUUGCGAGCGAACUCACACCGUGUCUGGAAUCUCUCGCCUUCGCUCGUCAACCGCUUGAAAACCGAGGUGCCAAACGGGAAUCUCAGCCAAAGGAAACAAUCAGUGUCUCGCUUAACACUCAGGAACCACCGGGGGAGAGGUCCGGUUUCAUCGUCGCCCUGAUGUUUAUUUCAGUUUUGUCUUUGGCGCACGUCCCGGAGUGGUCGAUCCUCCGACAGUACCUGCUGCGUCUCAGCCAAAGUGCAGACCAGUCGGUGCUUUGACACGUGGUUUGCCUCCAGAAAGCGACCGCCGUGAGACAAGGAAUGGGUACGACCCUGAGAUGAGCCACCCUCCCCCGACCUCCCAGUCCAGUCGGCUCAGCUGGACGGUCAGAUGCUGUCACCUCAGGAACUCUGUCUGUGACUGGAGGUUUUUCUUGUUUUACCGAUUCUGCCGGUGCUCUCUGCCGUGUCGGCCUUUUCUUUGGUGGUGGACUGUCACUUCUCUUCGUGUGCAUGUGUGUAACUUGCUGCAGACAGACAGACAGACAGACAGACAAGCCUGUUGAUCUUCUUUUGCCUUUGGCGUGAAGGAUUCCUGGGUCCUUCUCAGCGGGAGUCUCCCUCAGUCGUGCUUUAAAGUCAAAUCAUGUAAAAACAUGUACAAAAACCAAAGUGGGAAUUUGAAAAAGAACCUUGUUUAUAAUCCUGCAGAGGAUCGUGUGUCUGUCCGUGUUCGAUUACGGUACGUUACCAAUAAAU